AACAAAAAGCAUUCAUACAGCAGAAAAUAAAAUUCAUCCCGUCGACUUGAUGGACACCCCAGCAUUGUGUGUUGCGCCCUCCUUCUCUUGGGGUAUACUACUACGAUGCCGCUGGGGUCACUCAAACCCCCAGAACUGAGGCUCUACUUCAGUCAAUCCUCUUUGCAUUGCCCCGGGAAAACUCUAAACCAGUUUGUUUGAAUUUUUCGACCAAAACACGGCAUCACUCCAUCACAAAAAAACAUAAUUUUAUUUAUUUACAAUUAUCUGAUUCCACGGAUGUUGAUCUUCCGUUGGAGUUCCUGUGAAAUAAUUAAAAAUUGACUCCAAAAGGUUGAGUCCUCAUUAGACUCGAGGAGGAAUUAUCGAGAUCUCGUGUACAUCAACUGUCAUAACCUCGAGUGAUGGCGGCAAAAGGCAGGCGUCCCGCCAAAAAAGCCAACGGCUACAAAUUGCCAGAACCAAUUGCCCCCGGUGAAGUUCUCACAGAUCUGAGUAAAAAGCAGUGGAUCAUAGGUAAGUCAAUCGGUGUUGGAGGAUUCGGUGAGAUUUAUUCAGCAGCUGCUCACAAUGGAAAGACACCCCUGGAAUAUCCCCUGGUCGUCAAGAUCGAACCUCAUGGGAAUGGUCCUCUAUUUGUCGAGAUGCACUUCUACAUGAGGAAUGCUAAACCUGAUGACAUCGAGACCUGGAGGAAAAAAAAGAAGCUGUCCAGCCUGGGAAUGCCAAAGUUCAUUGCUAAUGGCAGUCAUGAGUACAAGGGAACGAAGUACAGGUUUGUCGUGAUGGAGAGGUACGGUACAGACCUGUGGAAGCUCUUCCUGGAGAAUAACCGUCGGUUCCCCGAGGUCACAGUCUACAAAUUAGCGAUCCAAAUAAUCGACGUGCUCGAGUACAUCCACAACAGGACAUACGUCCACGCAGACAUAAAAGGUGCCAAUUUGUUGUUAGACCUGAAGAUUACAAAUCAGGUGUACCUAGUGGACUUCGGUCUGGCCUCGCACUACACCACGAAACCCGACUACAAACUGGACCCAAAAAAGGCGCACAAUGGAACAAUUGAAUACACAAGUAGAGAUGCACACAUGGGAGUCCCCACGAUGAGAGGAGACCUGGAGAUCCUAGGGUUCAAUAUUAUUCAGUGGAUCAGUGGCAGUCUUCCCUGGGAAAAAAGCCUGAAAGACGUGACUGGAGUCCAGAGGAUGAAGGAAAAGGCCUUCGAGGACAUCGUUACUUUCCUCAAGGAGUGUUUCAGGCCUGAAAAGUGUCCGGAACCUGUCAAAGACUUCAUGAGUCUAUUAUCAGAGAUGAAGUUCACAGACACUCCCAAUUACUUGAAAUUCAGACAGAUCUUCGUCGAAGGACUUAAGAAACUUGGCCACAAACCCGAUGGGAGUCUGGAGUUUGGGGGAAAGGCUGUAGCUGCUGGUACGGCUAAAGUCAAGACUGAAACGCCCAAGAGGGUGAAAAAAGUCAGUGAAGAUACUGUCAGGAGGAUGAGUCCUCGUGUGAAGCCCUCCAGGGUGCCCAGUACUCCCAGCUCUCUCGAUGAAAGCUGUGUGGGAAUUGUUGUCGACAGAAGGCGAGAGAAACUCAAGGACAUGAAGAAGAUCCUUGAGUCAAUUGAGGAUGACUCUGACACGGAGUAUGGAAUCGUCAUCACUAAGAAAAGAAAGGUGAAGACGGUGGAGGAACAGGUGGAGGUGGAGAAGAAGAGCAGGAGGGGGAGGAAGAAGGUGGUGAAUAAAGAUGAUUCCCAGUCUGAGCCCGAGGUAAUGCCAAAGGGAACAAAGUCACGACAAGCGCCCAGAAGGGUAGUACGUAAAAAACCAGAAGAGAUUGACUCCGAUGCUGAUAUGUUUGAUGAUUAAUUGAGACCAUUUUCUACUGUAGCUUAUAAAUAAUAUCGUUGAGUUUAGUCAAAAUUUGUAGGGUGGAAAUUGUGGAAAUGAUGACCUGCAACGAUCUGAAAUUGCCAAAAAAAAAACCGAGAAUCUAUCGAAUUUAUUGAAUCUGAUCGCUAAUUCAUUAAUGCAGUGGUAGAGAUUGAAGUUUUAACCAAACUUGUCUCUCCCAAUGAUUGAAUGAUGGAAGAAUUGUAAAAUAUAAAAACUGAACCGGUGUAUACUUUACCACUGAAUUACUGAAUCAAACUUGAUAAUUGUUAUAAAAUCCUCAGCAAAUCCAGAAUGAGACCCAUUUAUUCAUUGAAACAACUGUUGAGCAGUAUUUACAAUAAUGAGAACGUGUCUAACAAUUUUGUAUUGAUAAAGCCAAAAUAAAACAUUAUCUUUGUAAUAA
Fopius arisanus is the source of this 2301-nucleotide messenger RNA. Its product is annotated as serine/threonine-protein kinase VRK1-like. Gene Ontology annotation, molecular function: protein serine/threonine kinase activity; ATP binding. The record is from RefSeq and is a predicted model, not a curated record. Lineage: Eukaryota; Metazoa; Arthropoda; Insecta; Hymenoptera; Braconidae. The coding region runs from base 405 to 1871 and encodes 488 amino acids. The transcript is spliced from 3 exons. Gene Ontology annotation, biological process: peptidyl-serine phosphorylation; signal transduction. Gene Ontology annotation, cellular component: cytoplasm; nucleus.